This is a messenger RNA of Phlebotomus argentipes, 2790 nucleotides long. It is a transcript of the gene Rel, whose product is annotated as nuclear factor NF-kappa-B p110 subunit. Gene Ontology annotation, biological process: response to cytokine; regulation of DNA-templated transcription; inflammatory response. Gene Ontology annotation, molecular function: DNA binding; protein binding; DNA-binding transcription factor activity. The record is from RefSeq and is a predicted model, not a curated record. The coding region runs from base 82 to 2790 and encodes 902 amino acids. Gene Ontology annotation, cellular component: cytoplasm. NCBI's taxonomy places the organism in Eukaryota, Metazoa, Arthropoda, Insecta, Diptera, Psychodidae. The transcript has 11 exons.
AAACACAACCAAACUCGGAGGCGUGAAAAAAGCGUUUUAUCGCGAAAAGGCAGUAUCAACACCAAUUCGCAUGGAUUCGCAAUGCCAACCAUUCUUGAUCUGGACAGCCAGAGGCGAGAAGUAGUUCUUGAUAGCAGCAGCUUUUCCAGUUCACCAUCGCCUCUCUCCAACUCCUCCACAAGUGACGGCAGCGAGGCAACGUAUUAUAAUCCGGGAAGCAGCCUUGGACAAUUAUCAUAUGAUAUGAAUCAAAUGCUGCAACUUCAGAACGCCCAGAAGCCUCAUCUGAAGAUUGUCCAUCAACCGAUGGACAAGUUCCGCUUCAGGUAUAAGUCAGAGAUGCACGGUAGUCAUGGAUCCCUCAUGGCAGCCACAAAUGACAAGUCCAAGAAGCUCUACCCGACUGUCCAGCUCUGUGGAUUUCGCGGUGAAGCCAUAAUUCGCUGCUCUCUGUACCAGACCGAUUCCGACCGGCCCAUGCCUCAUUCCCAUAAGCUAGUAGUUCGCAAUGGCGACGAAGAUCGUGAAGAUCCUCACGAUGUCAUCGUGUCCACAAGCACGGGAUUUCAUGCAGAGUUUCGCGGCAUGGGCAUCAUCCACACGGCAAAGAAGUAUAUCGCGGAGGAGCUCUUUAAGAAGCUAAAGACCUGCAAAGAGGCAGAGAGAGGAGCAGACUUGACGUUCCGUGAUGAGGAGAGAUUGAAGGACACCGCCACCAGGGAGGAGAAGAACAUGAACCUGAACCAGGUCUGUCUGUGCUUCCAGGCUUUUGUGAAGGACGACACGGGACAGCUGAAGACGCUCUGCGAGCCAGUCUUUUCGGCAACAAUCAACAACAUGAAGAGCGCCCAGACUGGUGAGCUGAAGAUAGUAAGAAUGAGUAGUGCCGCCAGCAGCGUGAACGGAGGUGAUGAGGUGUUCCUCUUUGUGGAGAAAGUUAACCGGAAGAAUAUCAAGGUGCGAUUCUUCGAAGAAGACGAGAGUGGACAAUGCAUUUGGAGUGCAUAUGGAAAUUUCACUGAAAUAGAUGUCCAUCACCAGUAUGGGAUCGUAUUGACCACACCGGAAUAUCACAAGAAGGAUAUUAGGACUCAAAAGGAUGUUAAGAUUCAACUUGAGCGUCCCAGUGAUGGCGACAGGAGUGAUUCUCUCCCCUUUACCUAUACACCGUGCCUCGAUAUCAUGGCGCCCAGGAAACGUCCGCGACCCAACGACAGCUUCAAUUCCACAGACAUCCCAAUGACUGUGAACCAGCUGGAGCAAAUGCCCAGGAUCAGCGUGGAAUACAAUAUUGAUGAGACCCUUAAUCAGCUGCUGAACGACGCUGAUAAUGAUCCUAUCCUGCAAGAGCUGUCCAUCUCAGCGGACUUCGCCAAACAUUUCGAGAGAAAUUCUGACGAAUAUAAGAUUAUGUAUACUGAUAUCAGUAUGCUAGACUGCGCGGGACCUUCAAAUGCAGCUCUUCUCUGCAAAGAUUCGCAAACGCCUCCAAAAGGUCAUUUGAUAACGCAGGGAGGAUGGAAGGAAGAAUCUUAUCCUCCCCGUGUCAAUCGGAAUAAUGAAGCAACUUAUGAGAAGAUUUUAUCCCUAACUCGCAUGUACGGUUCUUCGGCGCCUUUCAAAAUGGAGCAGAUUCUUCAUCAACUCCUUACAGAGCCCAAGAAGACUGGAGAAGGAGAAGAUUUGCUGCACUGGGCCAUAAAACAGAAUGGAGGCAAAGUGAAGAACAUCCUGGAGAUCAUCCACAAGUUCAACUUGAAUGACUUCCUUAAUAAUGUGAACGAGAGAGGUGAGAACUGCCUUCAUGUGGCGUGUGAUCUGGACAAGGUGGAGUUCAUUCGACCGCUGAUCAACCUUGGCGCUGAUCCGAAUGCCAGGGAUAUCAAUGGGAACACUCCUUUGCACGUGGCUGUGGCCGAGAGACGCCACAUGUGCAUGGCUAGGAUUCUAGAUCGUGCUAAUUACACGUCCAAGAGUAAGGAGCUGAAUAUAAACCUGAGCAACCAUCAAAGCAUGACAGCUCUGCACCUCGCCGUGAAGAACCAAGAUCUUGAGGCAGUGAAGAGACUCGUUGAAGCGAACGCUUCGGUGAAAAUAGCAGAGUAUCGACAUGGAAACAGUAUUCUGCACAUCGCUGUUGUCGAGGGUGCAGUGGAUAUCGUGAGAUUCCUGCUCGUAAAAACACGCAUCAAUGUGAAUCAGACUAACUCCGCAGGAUACACGCCACUGCAAAUGGCCUGCGCCUGCACAGAAAGCGCGGACUCCAAAGCGAUCGUGAAGCUGUUGCUGGAACACAAAGCUGACCCAAUGAUGACCAAUGAGCAUAACAUCAAAAUCUCUCAAGACGAAGAAUUGGCUGCAAUUGAGGAUGAAGCGGACAUGGACAGGGCGAAGAAUUCGUUUGAAUUAGCACAAAACAAGCCGGAAAUUUUGGCAGUGCUACAAGAGUUCCACAAUAUGCCUCUGGUGGAGGUCAAGGAGGAAAUGGUGGACAUAAAAACUGAACCGACGAGCAAAUCUUCUCUCUUGGAUGAUAUUUGCUUAGCGAAGAUAUGUGACAUAUUUAAUGCUAAUGGCUUGUGGAAACAAUUGGCAAUGGUUCUAGAGCAAUCAUCGCAAAUCUCUAUCUGUGAGAGAUCAUCAAAUCCAACUAAGACGCUCUUCAAUGCAAUCGAGAUGCAUGGAAGCUCUUUGGAUGAUCUGAUGACUGCCUUUGACUACUUAAAAGUUGGGAACGCGAUCACAUGUCUAAACGAAAUGAUUGGUCGAAACUACUAUCAAGCUAUGUGA